AUUUAGAGAUGUAGUAAAAAGGUGCCAAAGUCAUAGAUCAACCAAAGGGAUGCCUCUUAGUUCAUUUUUAAUCAAGCCAAUGCAGAGGAUCACGAGAUACCCCUUAUUAAUUAGUAAAAUUAUAGAAAAUACUCAUGAAACUCAUCCAGAUUAUAAAUAUUUAAUCGAAGCACAAAGAGUAGCUGACGUGUUUCUGAAAAGACUUAACGAAAAUGUAAGACUAAGGGAGAAUGAAGAACGAUUGGAAUGGUUGCAAAAUAAUGUUCAAUUGGGUAACGAUUUGAAAAUAGUAUUUAAUAGUAUAACAAAUAAAUUGGGUCCAAGAAAAUUAAUUCAUCAUGGAGUAUUAACGAAGGUGAAAAGUGGAAAAGAACUGGUGGGAAUUUUAUUUAAUGACUUUUUUAUGUUGAUUCAACCAAGCAAGGCAAUUGGUUCAAGUCAGUUCAAUUUUAGCAAAAGUGGGAACAUAGUAUACAAAAUAUACAGACAACCAAUAUUAAUACAAGAUUUAAAAGUAGUAAAGUGUAACACCGAUUCUUUAGAAAACGGUACAGAUUCGAAUAGAGCUUUAAGAAUUCAUUAUGACAAUCAGAUCAUAUCAUUACUUGCUACGAGUGUGAACGAAUGUAAUUUGUGGGUAAAAAAGAUCGAAAGUACAAAAGAAGUUUAUGACAAAGUGGUGUCAUUAUCAAGAAGUCGACCUAAAUCAAGGAUGUCCUUUUUUCUGAUCUUACAUUUGCUUGUGUGCAGAGCCCCAAACAGGGGCGACCUGUGGACGUCUACUUGUGCUCGUUCAAAAGGGGACUCGCUUCAUUAGUUCGGGUAAGAUUUAUUUUUGUAGAUGAACUGCAUGCU
Agrilus planipennis (emerald ash borer) is the source of this 855-nucleotide messenger RNA. Its product is annotated as intersectin-1-like. Gene Ontology annotation, molecular function: guanyl-nucleotide exchange factor activity. Lineage: Eukaryota; Metazoa; Arthropoda; Insecta; Coleoptera; Buprestidae. The transcript is spliced from 5 exons. Gene Ontology annotation, biological process: positive regulation of Rho protein signal transduction. Bases 50 to 817 code for a protein of 255 amino acids. The record is from RefSeq and is a predicted model, not a curated record.